Messenger RNA from Triticum turgidum subsp. durum (durum wheat), 723 nucleotides. The record is from the annotation of a GenBank genome assembly. Lineage: Eukaryota; Viridiplantae; Streptophyta; Magnoliopsida; Poales; Poaceae.
AUGCCUUCCUGGAACGACGAGGAAACGAGCUUCGACGAGGACUGCAAGGUCGUCAGCAUGGACAUGGGACUGAUGGAGGAACCAGACACCAUUGUGGAGCCCCUUUUCUGUGGCCAACUUGAGCUUGCUGAACCCAAGUGCAUUCUGCAUCAAAUGAGGCUUGUUAAGUGUGUUGCUUUUGAAGGCAUUGCAAAUGGUGUGAAUGGUGGUGUUGUAGAGUGGGUUGAUGGGCCUUGGCCUCCAGUUCUUCAGAGAUGUUUGUCCAAGCUAUGGGAAAUGUUCCAUGAGCAGAACUGUGGAAGGGUACUUGACAAAGAUAAGUUUGAGAAGGAGUUGGCCAAGGUUAAGAGUGAACAUGAAAGGGAGUUGGCCAAGCUUAAGAUGGAAAAUGACAAUCUGUGCAUUGAGUACACCAAGAUUGUUGAUGAUGUAUCCAAGAUGUUUGAUUGGCAGGAUGGUAGGGUGGACAAGAAUGUGCACCAGAAACAAGUGGAGGAGGAAGAACUUGAGAAGAAGAAGAAGGAGCUAGAGGAGAAAGCUAUGUUGGAGGUGCAGAUGGAAAAGCUUAAACUUACCAGGAAGGCUAUGAAGGAUGGUCAAGUUGACAGAGAUGUUCUUAUGAAGGAGAAGGAAAAUCUUGAGCUAGUUGUUGCUGAGCUGCUGAAAGAUGGGUAUGGCAGCAAGGAGAAGUUAGAGCAAAUCAAGGCCAUCCUUGAGUCCUGA